Messenger RNA from Ostertagia ostertagi, 504 nucleotides. Lineage: Eukaryota; Metazoa; Nematoda; Chromadorea; Rhabditida; Trichostrongylidae. The record is from the annotation of a GenBank genome assembly.
AUGUUUCAGUUUGACAAAAUCUACGGUGUCAAUUUGAUCAAGCUCGUCUUCAACAAUUUCACUGAAGGAUCAUUGGUCGCUCAUUUGCAGUUGAUGCUGAAACUACAUGAUACAGGCACUUUUCGUAACAACGAAAAGAUUUUCAAGGAUGAACGUUGCGGUAACGUUAUCUGCCCUGAGCAUACUGAAUGUCGGCCGAUAGAUGACAUCGACGAGUGCGCAUCAAACCCAUGCCAGACUGAAGCGGAAUGUCUGAACACUCCCGGUUCGUACGUAUGCGCUCCGGUGCUGAUAAACCGGUGUGUCCAAACGGAACCACGGUCGUCGUCACUGGUCCGUUCUCGUAUCGAUGCGAUUGCAGUUGGAUAUAUGCAGGAUCAAAUUGCCGAUUUCGUAACACUGACUCUGAUACUACUGAUUCUCGCGUGUUUCUUCCUUCUAACGACGAUUUGCGCAAUUCUCUUCGCUGUCUGCCAAAAACGGCGGAAUCGAACGGGAACGUAG